AUGUCUGCACCAGACGACACGAACCUCAAAGCCCUACUUCUUCUUUCUAAGGAGAGCCUUCUGGCACGUGCUCGCGAAAGCCUUCUGAGAAGUUUGCCCAAUAACAAACUAGCUAAGUUAGUCGCGCAAAUAAUCAGCCGAGAUAAGCCGCGAGGUGAUCUAGAAGAGAUCGCACGCAUGAUGCUAGAUGUCCUUGCAAGGCGUGAUGCCCAGAAUGAUGCCCUUCACGGUCUCGCUACGAAAAAUGACACAGCAGUCACAACAGGUACACAGACGGCUGACAAAACUGGCCUUGUCUCGAAGGUAUCCAAAGAGACGACAAAAGAUAAAAGUCCUCUGCCGACGCGAAAGCGACCCGCUAGCGAGCGAUCCCCGUCCACCAUCGAAGAGACUGCAAAUACAAAGCGUGCAAAAAAUGAAGAUGAAAGUACGGCGCCUUCACUCCGCACUUGGAACCACGAACAGAUAGCCGGAAAGCCGGUACAAGUCACGGCAGUUUUGUACUGGAAUCCCGUCAAGGAGUGCUACUCCAAGCUAGCUCUUGAUAAAGCCGGGAAUCCUUUAGCCAACCUCCUCACCUACGAGUUCGAUACUGAAUAUCUCUCUGAAUCAGACCACAUCGACACGUGGAAAGAUAUUAACACGACAGCGUGUGGAAACUGCAUCCAUCAUGAGCAGAUCUGUGCCCGCCUGGUCAAUUUCCGGGGAUCGAUCAAGCUUGUCUUCUUUCCCUUACCACCCCGAUUACGGUGCGUUGAUGAACUACAGGAACCGCGCCUCUGGAUACUGUCGGCAAGGUACGAUUAG
Messenger RNA from Bipolaris victoriae FI3, 807 nucleotides. RefSeq lists its product as hypothetical. The transcript has 4 exons. NCBI's taxonomy places the organism in Eukaryota, Fungi, Ascomycota, Dothideomycetes, Pleosporales, Pleosporaceae. The record is from RefSeq and is a predicted model, not a curated record. The coding region runs from base 1 to 807 and encodes 268 amino acids.